Strongyloides ratti is the source of this 207-nucleotide messenger RNA. RefSeq lists its product as hypothetical. The transcript has 2 exons. The coding region runs from base 1 to 207 and encodes 68 amino acids. Lineage: Eukaryota; Metazoa; Nematoda; Chromadorea; Rhabditida; Strongyloididae. The record is from RefSeq and is a predicted model, not a curated record.
AUGGGUGCAUUUUUAUCUUGUAUAAAGUUUUUAGUUAGUGAUAGCACUAACAAUGAAUCUGACGUAAAAAUUAACGUUAUUGAACCAACAACAGUUAUAAACAAUGAACCAGCACCAAGUAUUCCGAGCAAUUCUUUCAAAACUUCAUCAUCUAAAUUAUGCAAUACAUUAAAUGUCCCAAUACAAAGAAAUAAUUUGACAUUAUAA